GCGCGCACACACAAAAACACAUUCAAAACACAACUGUCAUUCGUGAAAAUCAAACUCCGGGAAAACAUCCGUGAAAGCCGACUGAGUCUUCGUGAAAAAACAGGAAAAGCUUGCUCAGCAAAAUUUGUGUUCCCAUCGAGUACGGGACUUAAAGGAGGAAUCUUUGUGAAAUUGUUCAGUGACGAUAAGUGUUCACGUAGGAUUAUAAUAAACAGCCAGUUAAAAUGUCGAGCACAUCCCAGAAGCAUAGAAAUUUCGUCGCGGAACCGAUGGGAGACAAACCGGUAACGGAUCUUGCCGGUGUGGGAGAUGUCCUCGGGAAGCGAUUAGACGCUGCCGGAUUCGACAAGGCUUACACCGUGCUUGGCCAGUAUUUGCUGCUGAAGAAGGACGCCGAACUGUUCAAGGACUGGAUGAAGGACACCUGCGGGGCCAAUUCCAAGCAAGCGGCCGACUGCUACCAGUGUCUAAACGAUUGGUGCGAGGAGUUCUUGUAGAUCCUUCCGGAAUUUAGUUUUGUCCCCUCCGUUUUAUGUGUUUCCAGAGUGUCCCAAUUUUAAUUUCCAGAAUAAUUCUCUCUUUAUGUUAUAAUUUGACCCAGAUAAUGAUAAGCGUAUGACCAUAUAUUAAUCUACUGAUACGUGUCCAAAUAUUUGUUACAAUAUAAAUAAUGACUAAUAGCAUAAAA
Messenger RNA from Aedes aegypti (yellow fever mosquito), 688 nucleotides. It is a transcript of the gene baf, whose product is annotated as barrier-to-autointegration factor. The record is from RefSeq and is a predicted model, not a curated record. The transcript has 2 exons. Bases 225 to 497 code for a protein of 90 amino acids. Gene Ontology annotation, molecular function: DNA binding. Lineage: Eukaryota; Metazoa; Arthropoda; Insecta; Diptera; Culicidae.